Musca domestica (house fly) is the source of this 3417-nucleotide messenger RNA. Its product is annotated as ubiquitin carboxyl-terminal hydrolase MINDY-3 homolog. Lineage: Eukaryota; Metazoa; Arthropoda; Insecta; Diptera; Muscidae. Gene Ontology annotation, molecular function: calcium ion binding; K48-linked deubiquitinase activity; cysteine-type deubiquitinase activity. The coding region runs from base 364 to 1965 and encodes 533 amino acids. The record is from RefSeq and is a predicted model, not a curated record. Gene Ontology annotation, biological process: protein K48-linked deubiquitination. The transcript is spliced from 6 exons.
UGGCCAUAGUCGAUCUAGCCAUCCCUUACACUUAUUUACGGGCAAAAUAAAUACAAGAAAAAACAUAUUAUUAACAAGAAAAUCAGUUGAAAAAUUGCUUUUUGCCAUAAAAUUUGGCAUCAGCUUUACUUAAUACAAUUAAAUUGUUAUUAAUAUUUAAGCUUAGAAGCAAUAAAAUAGUCGUGUGCAAAAUCAAACAAGCAGAGUAAUGUUCUGACAGUGUUUCUGGCAGCAGUGAAGUGAAUGAAAAAGAAAAUUGUUUAAAAAGAACAGAAAGAAAGUGAAGAAAAGCAAAGAAAAUAUAAUAUAACAACACAGAUUUAUUAAAUAUUUGUUAAUAUAAACACUUUUGAGUGAUUGGUCAUGGGCGAACAUACGAAAAGUGCCUCUACAGCAGCUCAAAGUGCAGCGGUCCUAGCGGCAGAGGCAGAAUUGCACCAGCAGCAGCUACAACAACAACAGCAGCAGCAUCAUCAUCAGGCGACUACAAGUGGGAGUGCUGGCUUAACUUCCUCGGCAGCAGCAGCAGCGGAUGCAAUCAGAAGUAAUGCAUUAACGGCCAAGGAUGCGCGAGAAUUACAAGAAAUACGCAAUUUAUUAUGGGGCCCAAAUAUACGGCUGGAUGUGUUUCGACGUUGGUCUCAAGGUUUUGAAUUUAGUGAUGUUGAACCUUCAGCUUUGGUACAAAAGCAAGGUGGUCCAUGUGCUGUGAUUGCUCCCGUGCAAGCCUACAUUCUAAAGAUCCUUAUUAUGGAUACACCUGGUCAUUUUCUAAAGGAUUUAACACCCGAUAAAUGUAAAAGUCUACUAAUACAAGCCCUCUGUACCAUAUUAAGUAAAUGUAAAGCACAACGCUUGCGUUUAGUUACCUUACCUGUUGAUCAGUGUUCCGAAGCCAAAGAAACGCCAGCAGCAACGGAUGUAGACAAUGAUAUAUGUGAUGAUGCGGCCAAUUUAAAUACAAUUGAUCCAGCAGCAGCGGCAUCAUCAGCUGGUGGUGGUUCUGAUUGUGCCGGUGCUUUAUCAUCCGCAUGUCUCACAGCAGCGGCCGAUGAAGAAGUUUCACCCGAAGAAUACCACAAACGCCUACAAGUUAUACAUUUCAAUAGCAUUGAGGAGCUGGAAAGAUAUUAUACGCAUAAUUUCGAUGUAUUAUCUGCCAAAUAUGGGGUUUUACUAUUCAUGUAUACGGUGUUGUUGACCAAAGGCAUUGAGAAUGUCAAUUCAGAGCUAUUGGAUACAUCCGAGCCUUUAAUACACAAUACCUAUGGUUAUGGGUCACAGGCUUUGAUAAAUCUCAUGUUGACUGGACGUGCUGUGGCCCAUGUUUGGGAUAACGAUCAAGAUGUGGGCGGUUUGAAGCUGCGCGGUAUUGAUGAACAAAGUGAUAUAGGUUUCAUUACAUUGAUGGAACAAAUGCGUUACUGUACCGUGGGUUCUUUCUACAAAAAUCCACGUAAUCCUGUUUGGGUUAUGGGUUCGGAAACUCAUUUAACUGUGUUAUUUAGCAAUGAAAAAAGACUCGUCUCACCAGAAACCCCAUCGGAAAUAGCCCGGCGUGUCUUUAAGUCAUAUGAUCCAGAUGGUAAUAAUUUUAUACCCACACCAGUUUUGCAAGAUGUCUUGGCUGCCUUGGAUUUAGUCAGUGAGGCUGAAUAUGUGGAGAUAAUGCAAAGACGCUUAGAUCCCGAAGGUUUGGGUAUAAUAUUACUAAAUGCAUUUAUGGAUGAAUUUUUCCCCCAAGAGAAACGUUCAACACCCGACACCUUUGAUUUGAUGCAUUAUAAUGGUAUACCAGGGUCAAAUGAGGGCAAUAAGGUUCGUUAUUGUAAAGGUUCUGCCAUACUAUUGGAAACUGAUUUGAAAUCAGUUUUUGUAUCCAAUCCAUUAAUGACAUGUUUACAAACAAAAUGGCCAAAUAUUGAAAUGAAUUGGCAUGACAUGAGAAUACCAUCAAUGAAUUGACCACAUCAUUGAAAUGAGAAUUAAGUAGCCUAUCAAAGAUUCUAAAAAAGGAAAUAACAGAAGAGUACAUAUAAAGAGGAUAUAACUAAAUAAACAUCGCUAUACUACUACCACUACUCGAGGCCUAUAUACAAAUACACACACACAUACAAUUCUAGUUGAAGAUAAGUUUGAUUGUGAGGAAAUCUGGAAACCAGAACAAAAACCAAUUCAUCAAUACAACAACAAAACCAAUAAAUAAUACCAUAAAAAGCAAAUCCAGCAAACAAAUGGAAAACAUGAAAAAUACAAAAAAAAAAUGAUGAUUUAUGUAGUACUUGGAAUUAGUACGUUUUUAUGAUUUAUAGCUUUACAUACAUAGAUAUUUUCCCCGCCACAAAAACAAACACUUCCACACUUUGGCCAAAAAGCAAAAGUAAUGUUCAACAAAAUUGGGCAUGUUCUCAUUACAACUGCAUAGAAACUGUACUACACACAAAAUUGUAAUUUUAAAUAACAUAUAAACCCAACCUAGGACAGUGGGUAACAGAUAUGGGAAAUGGAAAUAUGUGUCAAGGAGUAUAACAGGCUCACAUCGGCCCCCAUUGGCUAUUCCUUGAAGUGCCAUUGAUGGCUUUAUAUCGUUUUCAGUUUGUUGAAGGUUCUAUAAAGCACAUAUCCUGAUAUUGUGUUCUUGAUUUGUUAGACACUGUCUUUAGGAAACAAAAUAGAAAGUAGCUGCAUCAAAAGAAAAAACUUUAUAUCCCAUCAAAUAAUAUACCCCUUUACAAAAUAUUCCCCCAACUCUUUAUUAGAAGAAUAAAAUUUCAUUUUGAGAAACAAAAGUAAACACAAAACUAACAAAACCACUUCCAAAUUUAAACAUACAUUUUAAAACUUAGAGUAUUGUAACUCGAAAACAAAACAAAAAAAAAAAACUGAAUUUGAAUACCCGCCAUUAUCAUUAACAGAUUAUAUAUACUUUAACUAUUAGGUAUAUAUAAAUCUAGAUUUGUAAACAAAAAACAAAUAUGUAUCUAUUAUUAUUAUUAUUAGUGAUUAUAAUUUGUUGUUAAUUAAUUGACAAAACAAAGAAACAAAAACUGAAAACUAAGUAAAAAACAAAAGUAAUAAACACACCCCUAAAGUAUUUAAUUAUAAGCUGUUUGCUAUUUUUUUUCAUUUUGGAUUUUCAAAAAUGGUUUUCUCAUUUUUUUUUUUGUAAUGUAUAUUUAUUUGUAAAAUCUAAAACGAACAACAAACAAAAUACCACAAAACUAAACAAAGAGCUCUCACACCAAUUAAUUAAUAAAAUGAAGAAAACAAUUAUAUAUUAAAAAUGUCAUUAAAACAGUUCAGAUUUACUUUAGCACUUUAACAAAAGAUUAAACAAAAAAAAGAAGAAAACAAAAAAUGAAACUAAUAAAAGAACAAACAAAAAGGUAACAUCUAAAAUAAGAAAACUUAACAAAA